This is a messenger RNA of Chanos chanos (milkfish), 2297 nucleotides long. It is a transcript of the gene mcoln2, whose product is annotated as mucolipin TRP cation channel 2. The record is from RefSeq and is a predicted model, not a curated record. The transcript is spliced from 14 exons. Gene Ontology annotation, cellular component: membrane. Bases 203 to 1852 code for a protein of 549 amino acids. NCBI's taxonomy places the organism in Eukaryota, Metazoa, Chordata, Actinopteri, Gonorynchiformes, Chanidae. Gene Ontology annotation, molecular function: NAADP-sensitive calcium-release channel activity.
AAUUGUUCUGCGCUUUGGCAGCUGUGCGUCAACUCUUAACACACAGUUCACUAAAAGGCAUUCGGAACUGAAGAGUCAGUGCGUACGCCCCCAUUAAAAGAAAUUGUUUUGCAGAAGUAUUUUCAGUACUUUUUUGUAAGACUGCAUUUUGGUUGGGUGCGACAUAGUAGCGACUAGGUGCUCAGUAGUACUUCAACUGGGAAUGGAACUUUUCUCCAGGUAUGUCGAAGAGAGCGAGUCGGAACGCACAAUGACCCCUGACCCCAUGACUGAGCAGACUCUGCGGGAUGACCUUAAAUAUUAUUUUAUGAGUCCUUGUGAAAAAUACAGAGCCCGUCGUCAGUUGCCAUGGAAACUAGGAGUGCAGAUAUUAAAAAUAAUGAUGAUUACCACCCAGCUUGUUGUAUUUGGACUCAACAACCAGCUUGUGGUGUCUUACAAAGAGGAAAACCUGAUGGCUUUCAAGAGCCUCUUUCUAAAAGGUUACAGUGGAGUUGAUGAAGAUGACUACAGUUUAGCCCUGUACUCCAAACAGAGUGUAUAUGAAAAUCUCCAGUACGUCGUCGAUCAGUAUGCCCAGUUCAAACAACUCUCUGUGGGCCCAGUAAGCUACGCUGAAGAGGACGGGGAGGUGCUACCAAUGGUCAUUUGUAAAGAGUACUACAAGAGAGGCUCUGUGGAACCGUCAGAUGAAUCAUUCGACAUUGACGCUCAAACCGAGACAGUUUGCUUGACACUUGAUCCCAAAUCUGCUGCGACCUGGAGAAAAGACAAUUCGUCUUUUUUUGAAUUAGACUUUUACAGGCUGGUCAACAUCGAGAUCACUUUCCACCUUAAAGGGAUCAAUUUGCAAACGGUUCGUUCCCAUGAGCUGCCCGAUUGUUACACUUUUGACGUCAUGAUCUUAUUUGACAACCAGUGUCACAGCGGAAAGAUGAAAAUCUUUCUGGACAUUGCCGCAGUCAGUAGCGCCUGCAAGAACUGGAAGAUCUCAGGAACUGCACAGAAGAACACACACUAUCUACUGAUCUUUGACGGGUUUGUGAUCAUCAUUUGCUUGACGUCGGCCGUGCUCUGCACUCGUUCCAUCGUUCUUGCCGUAAAAUUACUUCAGAGAUUUUCCAGAUUCUUUGCGGAGAACUAUAGUCGUAAAGUGUGUGAAGAAGACCAGAGAGAGUUUUUAAAUGGAUGGUAUGUCUUAGUAAUCAUCAGUGAUGUUAUGGCUAUUGUUGGGUCUAUCCUGAAGAUGGAAAUACAAGCAAAGAAUCUGACCAGCUACGAUGUGUGUAGCAUUUUCCUGGGAACAUCAACGCUAAUGGUGUGGGUGGGCGUCAUCAGAUAUUUAGGUUACUUCCAAAAAUACAACGUGCUGAUUCUCACAAUGCGAGCAGCCUUUCCCAAGGUGCUUCGUUUCUGCUGCUGUGCUGGUAUGAUCUACCUGGGCUACACGUUCUGUGGCUGGAUUGUUCUUGGGCCUUAUCAUGAAAAGUUUGAAGGGCUGAGCCGGGUGGCGGAGUGCCUCUUUUCCCUGGUGAACGGGGACGACAUGUUUCCCACUUUUGCGGAGUUUCAGCAGAAGAAUGCGCUGGUGUGGCUAUUCAGUAGAGUCUAUCUCUACUCUUUUAUCUCUCUGUUUAUCUACAUGGUGCUCAGCCUCUUCAUCGCGCUUAUCACGGACUCAUACGAGACCAUCAAGAGGCAUGACUUCCCAAUGACGGACCUUAGGAAGUUCCUGAAUGAGCAGAAAGACUUCCUCCACUAUGAAGAGAACAGCGAGUCAGAACUGGAGGGGUCUACGUUCUGCUGCUGCAGAAGAAUCCCAAAAGAUGAUGCUGUGGUCCUCAUUAGCUGACGGGAUUACGAGACCGGGAACGGGACGAGCGCAAAGGGCAGCGGAGAAGAGCAGGCUUUGUUACUGGAGUAUCUUUUUGGGAUUAUGAAAUUAACAGUCUCAUCUCCAUUGUUCACGAAACCCCCUCAGGAAGUGGAAGUGGUUAAACAACCCCCCUUUCGAUUUCUGUUUAAAUAGCAAAUAGCAGAGACGUGAUGUCGCCCAGUAGGCGAAGAAUCACCCCAAGUGUUCAGAAAGGAUAACAAAACGUACAAAAAAAAAAAAACCCCAAAACAAAACACUUUGAAAUUUAAAAGCAGCGGGUGACUGUGUAGGAUGACAAUCAAAGGAAAGAUCAGAUGCAUCUUUCAGGAGAUGAACAAUUGCUAUUUAGCAUGAAAACAAGAGCAUGGAAAUUGUACAUGUUCCAUACUGUGUCAUUAUUUAUUUAUCACUCAUUAAAGUU